CUGAAACAAACAAGACCUUAAUAACGUUCAUGAACUGCACACUGUACACUAGUGUCUACCUGGCUUGUAUUUAUAAGCUGAUACGUAAUGCUAUCUGGUAUUGGUGCUCACUGAUCAGAUAUGGAGGAGUUCGACGGCGCCAUAGCUCGCCGGCGAGCCAUGGCGCGCCGCGGCAGCGGCGGCGGCAACGGUGACGGCGACGGCAUCACGGUGCACGUGGAGCAGAUGGCGCGCGGGCUGAUGCAGAGGCAGGAGGCGGCGGCGUCGGACGAGCAGCACCGGAUCAUGGCGAGCAGCCACCGGGUGUCCCGCGUCCCGGCGCACCUCCGCGACGCCAACGCCGACGCCUACACGCCGCGGUUCGUCGCCGUCGGCCCGCUCCACCGCGGCGACGCGCGGCGGCUCGGCGCCGGCGAGCGCCUCAAGAUGGCGUACCUCCACAGCCUCAUCUCCCGCGGCCACUCCGACCAGGCGCGGCAGCUCGCCGUCAUCGAGGAGUACAUCCGCGCCGUCGCGGCGAGGGAGAGGGAGGCGCGCGCGUUCUACAGCGAGGACGUCGACAUGUACGCCGAGGAGUUCAUCAUGAUGCUGGUGCUCGACGGCUGCUUCAUCAUCGAGCACCUCGUCAACGUCGCCAUCGGGAGGGAUGAGCCGUCGCUGCACGCCACGCCGUUCGCCCCCGUGCAGCUCUCCGUCGACCUCAUCCUCGCCGAGAACCAGAUCCCGUUCUUCGUCCUCGUCGACCUGGUCAGGAUCACCGACCUGCCGGAGUUCGCGAGCACCGGCCACCCGCCGCCGGUGCUGAUCGUGAAGCUGGUUCUCUACUACCUCGCCGGCGAGAAGGGCCGCGACAUGGUGGGCGACGCGCUGCCGCCCGCGGAGGGCGUGUCCCACAUCCUCCACCUGCUCCACGCGAUGAUCGUCGCGGCGCGGACCAAGUGGGAGCCGCCGCCGCGCAUCCAGGACGGCGCGGUGCUCGGGACGGCGCAGGACGGAGCGCGGCUGCUGCGGCGGCUCCCGCUGCUGCUGCUGGUGCCGCUGCUGUACCCCAUCCUGCCGGAGGAGAGCAAGUGGCGGGCGAGCUACGGGCGGGAGGACGUGCCGUCGGCGAGCGACCUGAAGCGGAUGUGGGUGCGGUUCAAGAAGCCGCGCGGCGGCGGCGCGGCGGCGGUGACAGGCAUCGCGUCGGUGAUGGGGCCGGUGCCGCUGGCGGUGAAGCUGGCGCACGAGGACAAGCUGCGGCUGCCGCAGCUGCGGGUGGAGCUCCGGACGGCGCCGCUGCUGCUGAACCUGAUGGCGUUCGAGCAGUCGGCGGCGAAGGCGGAGGCGCGCGACGUGUCGGCGUACGUGUCGUUCAUGGCGAAGAUGGUGCAGUCGGCGGAGGACGCCGGGGCGCUGGCGGCGGCGGAGGUGGUGGCGGUGGUGCACGGGAACGGCGGCGGCGAGGGCAAGGAGGAGGUGGUGAGGCUGUUCCGGCAGGUCGGGGCGGCGAGCGGCGAGGUGGAGCUGGAGCGGAGCUACCUGGGAGGGAUGGUGGUGGAGCUCCGGGAGAGGAGCCGGCACCCGCUGUUCAUGAUGUGGGCGGACGUGAAGCGCAACUACUUCACGGUGCCAUGGGCGGUGGUCGCCGAGUUCGUCGCCUUCGUCACCUUCGUCUCCACCAUUGUCCAGAUGUACUCCUCCUUCAAGCAGAAAGGAGGAUGAUCUCGUCCAGACCGACCGCCAUGGAAUUAAUCCAUCGAUACUCCCACCGUCCCAUAAAAAACCGAAUCUAGGACCAGAUAUGAUAUAUUCUAGUACGAUAAAUCUAGAUAUAUGUAUGUACUGAUUUGUAGUACUAGGAUGUAUCACAUCUAGUUUUUUAUGGGACGGAUAGAGUACGCAGCGAGCUACUCCGAUCUUUUUAGCUUAUUUCUUUCUUGCCUUUUUUUUUCCCAAUUUAAUGACAGAAUUUGUUAUAUGUUCUUGACUUAAUAUCCCCUUGGAUUUAAUUCAUUGUUUUAUGAA
Messenger RNA from Oryza sativa Japonica Group (Japanese rice), 2007 nucleotides. RefSeq names its product UPF0481 protein At3g47200. The record is from RefSeq and is a predicted model, not a curated record. Lineage: Eukaryota; Viridiplantae; Streptophyta; Magnoliopsida; Poales; Poaceae.